This is a messenger RNA of Armigeres subalbatus, 1165 nucleotides long. RefSeq lists its product as uncharacterized. The coding region runs from base 170 to 1096 and encodes 308 amino acids. The record is from RefSeq and is a predicted model, not a curated record. The transcript is spliced from 3 exons. NCBI's taxonomy places the organism in Eukaryota, Metazoa, Arthropoda, Insecta, Diptera, Culicidae.
CAGUCUUCACAUUGUGGCAAAGUUGAUACUGAAGGCAAAUCAAACAUCUGAGAUGAUGAUGGUUUGAACGUUUCAACGUACGUACACUCCCGAAACCUAGCCUCAGUUGAUCGUUGGCUGCAUUAGGUGAAGGAUCGUAAGUUAGUGGAGUGUCACUGCCGAAACAAAAAUGUCCAAAGAAGAGUCCAAGUAUGGUUUCAAAGACAAAGCCAAGGCCGAAGAGUCGCUGGAAUUGCUCAAAAGCGAAGACCACAAGUACCAGGUCCUAACGGUGCGUGGCCUCCUGGGGAGGGCCAAACGUGUGCUGACUCUAACGAAAGCGGAGGAAAAGGUCAAGAACAUCAAGGAAGCGAUUGAGGUAUUCGAGAGUUGGAUCGAAGAUAACUCCAACAGCAGCUCGAAAAAUGCGAAACCGAAAGAGUCGGAGGAAAAGGUUGAAACGGUGGCUGGUCUCGGUUUCAAGGAUCAAGAAGCAGCCGAGAAGACCUUAAAGAUUUUGGAAGGACGCGAUCCUGAUUACCAAAAGCUCGCAAUUAAAGGCCUGCUUGGCAGUGCCAAGCGUGUUCUUCCGUCGACAAAGAACGAAGACAAAAUCAAAUCCAUCAAGAAAGCAAUGGAGAUAUUUGACGAUUUCCUGGAAACUUUCGAUAGCGAAGAGCGUUCCAAGCAAAACAUGGCCUAUCUUGCGCUGGACUUGAUCAAAACUCUCCCGAAUAAGCCCUCCGAUGCUCUGGCGGUUGAGUUUGUCGAGUGCUACGAUAAGGUAGCCAAAGGAAACUACAAACACUUGCGAACAAAGUUUCCGAAGCAUGACGAUAGCACCAGCUGGGACAUCGUUCGAAACCGAAAGUUGCUAAAACUGAAGGAAAAGGUCAAGCAAAGCGGCGAGAAACUGUUCGACUCGGACGGGAAACCAACGGAAGCGCAUCUGCAGAUGAUUUACUGGGCGUACAGUCCCAAUGUUGAUAAACUGAAAACGUACUGCUCGAAGUUGGAGAAAACGGGUGGAAAGAAGCGGACACAUUCCUCGUCCGAAAGCGAUAGCGACAGCGAUAGCGACGAUGAACCGAAGGAUAAGAAGAAAUCCAAGAAAUGAGAUGUAAAUGUUUUCUGUUUAGGUGGUGGACUAAUAAACGAUAUUGUCAAAUUUGUGUUUAAACUGUAA